AUGCCGCAGGCGCAAUCGGCCCUCCAAGAUGGCCAAGAGCUGGCGGCAGCCCUUCAGGGCCGGUCCCAGCUCCAGGUGUUGCAUCUAAACGGCUACAACAUCGACAUCAGCGUCGAGGCCCUGGUGAAGGCCCUCCAGGGCCACGUCCUGAAGAGUUUCGUACUCCGCGACUGCGUGACAGACGAGGAGGCCCUGGCCUGCGCCCUCGAUGGAUGGGCUGGCCUACAGGAACUGGGCCUGCAAAGCAUGAUGGUCGGGCUCAACAGGCAUGAAGGCUCUUGCGCAGUCUCUCAGGGGCAUGUCCUUGCUUGA
Messenger RNA from Symbiodinium sp. CCMP2592, 312 nucleotides. NCBI's taxonomy places the organism in Eukaryota, Dinophyceae, Suessiales, Symbiodiniaceae. The record is from the annotation of a GenBank genome assembly.